Messenger RNA from Williopsis jadinii, 1320 nucleotides. RefSeq names its product CDP-diacylglycerol-serine O-phosphatidyltransferase (gene CHO1). Gene Ontology annotation, cellular component: membrane. Bases 228 to 1277 code for a protein of 349 amino acids. NCBI's taxonomy places the organism in Eukaryota, Fungi, Ascomycota, Saccharomycetes, Phaffomycetales, Wickerhamomycetaceae. Gene Ontology annotation, molecular function: phosphotransferase activity, for other substituted phosphate groups. Gene Ontology annotation, biological process: phospholipid biosynthetic process. The transcript has a single exon. The record is from RefSeq and is a predicted model, not a curated record.
UCUACUCCAUUGGCCACUGUGGAAGUGCUGCAGACUCCAUGAUAAUACCGGUUUACUGGGGUAAUGAGGCCAGAGGCGUGUGCUUUAUACGCGCAGAGAACGGUGUAAGAGCCUUCAGAGAUUGGUGAUGAAGGCAAAUGGUCUCAAAUGUCUUAGUCUUUACUGUGCUAGUCCAGCGUGAGCUUGUCCUAGUCUAACAUGUCCUAGUCUAACAAGUCCAGUCUGAGAUGUCCCCAAAAUGUCCCGAAAAGGGCUUUUGUGUAUCACAUGCCAAAUCCCCCGAGGCGAGGCACGCCAAAGCAAGCAGGCAAAAAACAGCAAACGGAGGAAUUUCGCAAAUAAACAAAUCAAAAAGGACAACAGCAACAACAACAACAUCAACAAGAACAGCGGCGCUUGCGGAUAAACAACACCAACAGCAAGUGGACAAAGACACGAGAAUGUCAAGAAGGGUAACGAGAUCCAUGAACAACACUGCCUCCUCCACCAACGACGCUGACAGGGCCCAUUCUGUGGACUCUACAGUUCUAGAAGACGCUGAUUCCGGUGAUGAGAUAACCAUUCUACCACCAAUCAGAAGAAGCUCGUCGAUCUUCUCGUUGGACACUACGCCAUUGGACCCACCUGACGAUGAGGACUUUAAGAAGUUCACCUCUGACGAGUACCACUUCUCCUUGAUUAGAAACAUGCACUUGGCUGAUCUGAUCACCCUGAUGAAUGGGUUCUCUGGGUUUUACUCAAUUGUGUCUUGCCUGAGAUUCACAUCCACGGGCCAGUCCCAUUACGUCCAAAGGGCCCACCUCUUCAUCUUCUUGGGGCUGUUCUUUGACUUCUUCGACGGUAGAGUGGCUAGACUAAGAAAUAAGUCCUCCUUGAUGGGCCAGGAGUUGGAUUCAUUGGCAGACCUGAUCUCGUUUGGAGUGGCUCCUGCAUCCGUGGCGUUCGCCAUCGGAUUCCAGUCCACAAUUGACGUCUUGGUCUUGUCCUUCUUCGUUCUCUGCGGCUUGACAAGAUUGGCCAGAUUCAACGUCACGGUGACCCAGAUUCCAAAGGACCUCACAGGUAAAUCCAAAUACUUUGAAGGCUUGCCAAUCCCAACUUCUUUGGUCCAAGUUGGCUUGAUGGCAUACUUGGUACACAAGGAGUACGUUAACGACCAACUGCCAUUUGGUACAUGGCUGACGGGCUCUGUGCUGGAAUUCCAUCCCUUGGUGCUGGUAUUUGCAAUCCAUGGUUGUAUGUUUGUCUCAAAGUCCUUGAAGAUUCCAAAACCAUGAACCACUCUCUUGCAUAACGUCACUACCACCUAUAUACGACAUA